Molecule: messenger RNA, 6170 nt
Organism: Plasmodium vivax (malaria parasite P. vivax)
Lineage: Eukaryota; Apicomplexa; Aconoidasida; Haemosporida; Plasmodiidae
Exons: 1
Coding region: 501-6170 (1889 amino acids)
Molecular function (GO): helicase activity
Source: RefSeq, a predicted model, not a curated record
AAACUGAGGCACACUUAAACGAACUGAAACAAACUGACGCUAACUGAAGCGACGGAGGCGCGACCGUCUUUACGACCGCCCCUUCGAGAGAACACACGCCAGCGAUGCCAACCCAGCCGGGCACCCCCAGCGAAGAUCCCCCCCCGAGCUGAUUGAAGCCGCCAACACGUCCAUCCUUUUCGUUUAGUAGCAGUAGCCCGUUUUUUCCCCUUUGCCGGCAAUUGUGCAGGGUGAAGUGCUCACCAAGGGAGCGGCCCACAGAGAGCUUCCCCCCCCCGCGCAAGCCACUUUCCUUUCUGCGAGGCGUCUGCGAAAGUGACGACCUGCACUGUGUGCUUCACCGCAAGGGUGUGUACUGAGGGGAAGCGGCGGCGCAGCGCAAGCAGCAGAGCAGAGCCGCACAUCGGCCAACGCUACUACACGGCGUUACUACACGGUGCUACUACACCGCGCUACUAAACAGCACUACCACACCGCGUUGCUGCCGCUCCCCCGCCGCCAUGCCCCCCGACGGCGUCAAGCGGACGUACGAGUGCCUGUACACGCACCAGAAAGUACAGAAGAGCAAAAAAUGGCAGGAGGGGUACUGCGAAAUCAUCGCGAGCUACGGGGUCAUCAAAAUUAACCUCCUGAACCAAAACAGGAGUUGCGUCGAGAGCUCCCUCAGCAACGUCGUGUCCUUCCACAACGUCGAGGAGGAGAUCGAACUCCCCAACCACCUCAUUCAGUUCGUGGACGUAAGUAAUUAUGCGGAAAAUGUUAUUAAAAAUGUCAUUAAGGGUGACGCCAGCAAAAAAAGGGGGACUCUAUCCGCCCCACAAAGCGACGAAGUGGUACACGCAAAUAAAAAUAAAAAGAAAAAAGUGACAGCACCUUUGGAGGUGAGCAGUACGAGUGGACCCACAGGGAGGGAGGUACCCAGCGCUGACCCUCAAAACGAUGCUGCGACACUCCCCGUUCGGAAGACAGAUAGGUAUGUCCGUGCUAAUAGGAAAUUUGAAAUGCCAAGGCGGAUUGAGCAACACGCGGAUGUAGAGAAGGAGGGGGAUCCACAUGGCGAGGCGCCACACCAUUUGGAGGAGGACCAUUCUGGGGAUGACUCAUCAGAAGGGGAAUCCCCAGAAAAGGUGGAAAGAAAAAAGCCACUGCACAGAAUCGCACCGCGUCUCCUGCCAAACUGUUCGGCAAACCGUCCGCCCCACCCGAGUGACACCCACCAACGGGUCAGUGUAACCUACACCAGCCUACACACCUUUAACACCAAAAAAAAAAACGUCAAGUGGUAUGAUGGGUUCCUCGUGCAAAGGAAGGACCUCCUAGAGCUCUAUAACAACGCCGAGGGCAGGAUACACAUUAGAAGUAGGGACGAAGGGAUACAGCAGGAGGAGUAUAUUCAGUUUGGCAGUUAUAUCGUGUACAAUGAUUUUUGCUUCCUCUCUGCAAAGAAUCGACACGGGAGUGUUGAGACGAAGCCCAGGAGAAUUAACGGCAUGGCGAAAGGUGCCAGCCUCAGCCUCAGGCACGGGGGGAGGAUCCCCGCGCAGUUGCACCAAGUGCCGCGAAGGAAGGGCCACUCGGGGGAAGAGGCGAGCGAGGAGGGAGAAGCGAAUGAGGAGGAAGAAGCGAAUGAGGAGGAUGAGGCUGCCCCCCGUUCGGAUGCCGAGUCGACCACCAACUCGGAUGCUAACCCUCGGGCGAACCGGAACCCCUACGCGGAGGCAGUAAACCUCUUCAGAAAAUGCGUGAGAGGGAAGGAGGGGGGGCACUCUUGCCCUUCUCGGCCGAAGCGCAGCCACGUUGAUACUUCACCAAGUAGGAAGAAGGAACUGCGGAGGGAUGACCGAGGUGGGGAGAGCGACUCCCCCGGGGAAGCGGCUUCUCAUGACCGUCGCAUGAACCACCAACCGGGUGAUAACCACCCAAAGGACGAUCAACCGAAUGAGCGUCGUCGAAGGGACGAGCUGGAGUUCCCCCUUUACACAAACCCAAGUGGACGAAGCGAUGCGUACCUCUGCUCCGCCGUCAGACAGAAGCACAACACUUACGAGGAGAUCAUCAACAUAGGGAGAGUCGUUAGUCAGAAGAACUUUUCGUGGGUGAACCCCCACCGAAAUGUCAUCAGGCUGCCUCUGGGCUGCAACUUGCUCAGCAGGCGCGUGCCCAGGGGGCCCCCCGCGCGAACGCCCCCGAGCGGGAGGAAGAGCGGUGAGGGAAGCGGUCAGGAGAGCGGCCAGGGGAGCGGCCAAGAGAGCGGCCAAGAGGGCGACCAUGAUGGAGCUGGCGACGGGGGCAGCGUGGAGAAGCGGCCCUGCGGGAGUGACGCAAACGGUGAGGGGGAGCGGCCCACUGGGGGGGACAGAGACAGUGAGGGGGAGCGACCCUCUGGUGGUGAAAUAAACGGUGGGGGAGAGCACCCCUCCUGGAGUGCCACAAACGGUGAGAAGCAACCCUGCGGGAGCUCCACGGAGGCGAACUCGCGGGGGGAGGAAGCCGCGUCCGAGGCGGAGUGGGGCGCAAAGGAUUGGCAGCGCGAUGGGCCGCACGUUGAGCAGCACGUUCAGCAGCACGUUACGCAGCUUGUUCAGAUGGACCCCCGCUUGGAACGCGCAGAAGGAGGCCAGCCGAACCCGUACGAAAUAAAAAGCCUGAGCAACUUUGCCUGCACGAACAGCGGGUUCAAUGCCUCCCACGUUGAGCACGUCUGCAGAGAAAACUUAUUCCUCCCCAUGCAUGUCACCAUCUUAAAAGAAAAAAACGAAAUGAAAAAAAAAUUACAAAGCAUACAGUUCCAACGCAUCCCCAAUUUUUUUAUGAACAAGUCAGACUACAUUCUCUCCUUUAUGAAUGCCACUCUUUUUCAGAUUUACUACCAAGUGCAAUCGAAAUUGAUCGGUCUGCAUGAUUACUUGGCGCCUCUGUUAGGAGAGAUGAGGGGGGACCCCGUCGUGGGUAGUGGCUCCAUUGGUCGCAGCAGUAUGGCAGGCACGGUAGACUGCGUAAAGGGGCAACCCCUUCAUUUGAGAAGUGGUGGGGGGCUCCCCAGUGGUAGUCGCAACCCCCAGGCCAAUCGCCCAAACGGGGAAGACAGCAAAAGGAGGAAGUACAGCCACUCGGAGGACGACUACACGUUGGUAAUUCAAAACGUAGAAGUGAUAUGCAGCUCGCAGGAAGAAGCGAGGAACACCUUUUGGCGCAAUAAACCCCAGAGCGGAUUUUCAAGUCGGUUCCUUUCCGGGGGGGGCACCAAAGCGAAGAGGUUCUUCCUCAGAAAAACCGAAAGAGAGGUCCUUCUCGUUGAUAAAAAAAAGACAAACAAGCUGAUGAGGGAAGAAGACGUAAAUAGGUAUGUCCACAUGAAUCACCUAAUCGUCAUGGGUAGAGGCGGCUCCUCCGCGUCUGUCUCCUCCGCGUCUGUCUCCUCCGCGUCUGUCUCAUCCGCGCUUGCCUCAUCCGCGCCUGCCUCCCCCUCGUCCACCCCGGGGGAGGAGAAAGACCUGCUCCUCUUCGUCGCCAAGUGGAACGCCUUCAAGCAGAACCACCUGGAGAUAUACCCCCUGAACGUCAGCACCUUCUCCCACAUGAACGAGACCUUCCAUGUGCAGGCAAAUGUAAAGUCAAAGGAUCUCAACUACUUUCUUAAAAAUUAUAAAGUGAAGCUUUUCCCUUCUUGUCUCUUCCUAGUCAAUUUAGGGGAUCACCUCGAUAAUCUAAAACAUCUUUUUUUUCUUCUUCAAACUUUGGAUAGGGGGAAGGUUCCGCUCGGCAAGUUGUUCCGCCCUCCGUAUCUGCCCAAGAGCGGCACAUUGCACCUGGAUGGGUUGCUCCGGCAGAUUGGCGUCAGGACCUCUGCGUGGGGCUCCCCUCCUGAGCUCAUCGACCUGCACAACGUGGGGGCCGAUUACGUGGGCGGCCUUCUUAACCGACUCGGGAAAGACUCGCAGCUGAACGAGAGGCAGAAGUGGGUCAUCGAGGGCGUCUUGGCCUGGUUCCGCUGCGGGGGGGAGGAGCAGCAGCAGCAGAAGAAGAGGGGGAAGCGGGAGAAGCUGCAGAAGCGGGAGAAGCUGCAGAAGCGGGAGAAGCUGCAGAAGCGGGAGGAGCUGGAAAAAUGCGAGACCACCUCCUCGGCCGCCGCGCAAAGCGGCACCCCCGCCCGCCGCGGCGACAGCAUCCUCGUCAACGGCAUAUUCGGGUCGGGCAAGAGCACCCUCAUCUGCAACGCAAUAUGGUACCUCCACAAGCUGCUAACCCGCGAGGAGCGCGCCGGGGGAAGCGGCCAGGGGAGCAGCCAAAGUGGUGGAAGAAGCGGGAGCGGCGGAAGAAGCGGACGAAGUGACCAAAGCGACGAAAGCAGCCGAAGUGAUGGACGCGAUGGAGGCGAACAGAGCUCCAGCAGGACGAGCCGCCCACCCGCGCACACAGACCGCCGACGGACCAGCCAGGGAAAGAAGAAGAUACUCCUCAUGUGUAACUCAAACCUCGCAGUAGACAACAUCCUGCUGAAGCUCAAGUUCCAAUUUGACUUUCACGAUUACGCCAGAAUUGGAAGCCUUUUCGAAAUCAACUUUUUCCUAAUAACAAAUUUUGUGAGCAUCAACUCGAGGGACCAGCGGCAGGCCCUCGAGGUGCGCAACUACGUGCAGAGUCUCGCUCGCUCGGUCGGCGGUGCGUCAACCGUUGGUGGUGCCCCCGCUGCCCCCCCUGUUAGCGGUACCCCCUCUGGCAGCGCCUCCCCCCCUGCGGAACCCAAACUGCACAAAAUCAAAGACAUGGGCACGCUCGUCGACGCCCUGAGGAGGAAGAACCACUUCGUCCUCCGAAACAAAUACAGGAACAAGAGAGUCAUAGCGGGCACGUGCAAAAGUUUGCAAAUUUUUGAAAAACUAAAUGCCAUUAAGAAAAGCAUUGCCUUCCUAAUCGUGGACGAGUGCACCCAGAUAGACGAGCUCACUCUCUUUCAAUUUUUCCUUAAGCUCGAAAUUAGGAAGUUCCUCCUCAUUGGGGAUGUGAAGCAGUUGGGGUUCGUGCUCAAGAGCCCCAGCGACUUAACGAGGAGCAUGUUUUCGCGCCUGGUGGAGAACGAGCUGUUCAUAAGGCACCUCCUGGCGGGGGCGGCAAACGGAGCGGACGAAGCGGACGCAGAGGGGGCAGCAAACGGGGCAAACGGGGCAAACGGAGCAAACGGAGCAAACGCAGCUGCUGCAGGGGGUGGAGAGGAGCAAACCAUCGACCGCAUCGUGCACAGAGUGAGGAGCAUGAGCGCCGCAGAAUUCUCAUCCCUAAGGAGUUACCUUUACGCUAACAUGUUCCGACUGCACGGGGGGGACGGCCAUCCAUGUGAAGGUGGCGAUGUGAAAGUGGAAAGGAGUUCGCCACGGACCCCCCAUUGUGUAGACAACCCCUUGGAGAGAGGACCACCCCGCGGAGGGAUCAACCAACUAAUCCUCAUGAAUGAGCAGUUCAGAUGCCACCCUGAGAUUAGCUCCAUAUGCAGUCACCUCUUCUACAAUGGGUUAAUAAAAAAUGCAAAGUGCACAGAGAACAUCCCCCUGAUGUAUAGGCGAUACGACUCCCACGUCAAUUUCAUCCUAUUGAGGAAGAAUGCCACCCCCCCGCGGGAGGUGACCUUUGGGUCGUCCUCCUUCACCAACGGAGCGGAGGCGAGCAUCAUCUUGGCCAUCUGCGAGAGCAUGCUUGCGUCUUCCAUCGACCCAGAGCAGAUAGGGAUAAUCACCUUGUUCAAAAACCAGGCGUUUUAUAUUAAAAAUAAAAUGAAGGCCUCCCCCAACUACGCGCGCCUCCGGAAUGUGAAGGUCAGCACGGUGGACUCCUUCCAGGGCCUGGAGCGGGACGUCAUCCUCUUUUCCUGCGUCCUCGCGGCAGUCGGCGGGGUUGGCGGCGUAAGCGGCGUUGGCGAUGUUAGCGGCGUUAGUGGGGUUGGCGGCACUGGCGGGGUGAUCGCAGCGGACGCUUCCAACGCUGCUAACGCCGCUUACGCCGCUACCCCCCGGGAGGACUCCUUCCAGGCGUUCUAUGAGAACGCGAACCGCAUCAACGUGGCGCUGAGCAGGGCGCGGAGCCAGCUGAUCGUCGUGGCCCAGAGCAGCUUCGUGGAGGGCAGCCGGGUGUGGAGCUUCAUCAAGUCCCGCGCGAAGGUCUACCACUACGAGUGA